AUGCCGCCAAAAAGACAGGAUGCCGCAAACGAACAACGUGACGCAAUCUUCCACGACCGAUUUCAACAAAUCGACGGCCAGUUUGUGCAAUUGGAAGAGCGUUUCAUGGAGAGGUUUGAGGGUCUUUCUUCCGGUAUCGUAGAUUUGCGUUUGGCGCUCAACAACGUGGUGGGGCGAUCGCCACAACUGCCGUCCGGCGAAGAAGACGACGAGGACACCAUAUCCGUGGUUAACCCGUUCUCGGGGUUGCACCAUCACCAGGACGAGGAUGGCGGCUUCGACGGACAAGGUGGCCGUGGCUGGGAGUGCGGAGGCCAUAACGUGGUCGGGCGACAAUCAACGGGGAGGAGCCUUGGGCUUCGACCGAGACGCACCGGGGAGGGUGGUUCGACCGCGACGGUGCUGGCUUUGAUGGCGGCGAUCUCCAUCGUCGCGGCGGGGGCUAUGGGCGCGUUGGACGAGGGAUCCACGCCAGCGGACAACAGCGGCGGGGAUAGGCCGAUUCGGAGGAUGAGGCGCGGCAGCAUGAGUUUGGUCGGGCGAACAUUGCCCAAUUCCGACCAAAUUUUCACCGCCCGGUGGAUGAAGCCAGCGACUCGCGAUGGGAGCAGAGUUUCCGGGUCGAGAUUCCUGAAUUUUCGGGCGGACUUGACGCAACUGAAUUUCUUGACUAGUGGGCGGCAGUUGAGUCCGUGCUCGAUUUUAAGGAUGUGUUGGAGGAUAGACGUGUGGGGCUCGCGUUCGGUUGAUGAGUAUACGGAAGAAUUUUAUUUAUUGUUGACCUGUGUUGAUGUGCGUGAGAUGUCGGAACAGUUGCUGUCGCGCUAUGUGGGUGGUCUACGUGGUCCAAUCCAGGACAUGCUCAAUCUUUUCGUGCCCGAUUCGGUUUCUGAUGCGCAUCAACGGGCUUUGUUGGUUGAGCACCAGCAGGCUCAAAAAACGGGCUCGUCUUGGCCGCCAUUGGUGAAAGGGAUUACGGGGAAUGGGGCUUCGACACCAGCUACAUCGACUGUUCAGCAAGGUGUCGGCACGACUUCGGGGGGACGUGAGGUUGGCCCCUCGUCUGGGGGCAACAGUCGGCUACCUGGCGCGCUUCGCUUCUUUGCCUGCGGCGAACCGGGACAUCGUCAGGCACAGUGCACUAAGGCAAAAGAGGCGCGGGGUUUGUUGAUUGAGGAGCUUGAGACGAGCGGUUAUGAUGGCCCUCCUAUUUUCGAUAAGGAGCCGGAGGUGCCCGUGGUGCAUGUCUCGGGUGAAGUCGGUACGACAUUGGUCCUUCGUCGGUCGCUAUUGUCUCCCCACGUAGCUACCGAAGAUGAGGGCUUGAGACGCCGACUGUCUGAAUCCACGUGCAUCAUUAACGAUCGAGUGUGUCGUUUUGUGAUUGAUUCUGGCGCCAGCGACAAUGUGAUCUCAAAUGAGGCAGUGACGAAGCUUGGUUUGUUGAGUGAGCCACAUCCAGAUCCAUAUUCUCUUGCGUGGAUACAACGGGCAAAUGCUGCCACUGUCACUCGUCGAGUAUUGGUGUCUUUUUCUCUUGGGACGGUUUAUGAGGACAAGGUUUGGUGUGAUAUCGUGCCUAUGGAUGACUGA
Striga asiatica is the source of this 1593-nucleotide messenger RNA. The record is from the annotation of a GenBank genome assembly. Lineage: Eukaryota; Viridiplantae; Streptophyta; Magnoliopsida; Lamiales; Orobanchaceae.